Annulohypoxylon maeteangense is the source of this 927-nucleotide messenger RNA. Its product is annotated as tyrosine phosphatase family-domain-containing protein. Lineage: Eukaryota; Fungi; Ascomycota; Sordariomycetes; Xylariales; Hypoxylaceae. Bases 1 to 927 code for a protein of 308 amino acids. Gene Ontology annotation, molecular function: phosphoprotein phosphatase activity. Gene Ontology annotation, biological process: dephosphorylation. The record is from RefSeq and is a predicted model, not a curated record. The transcript has 3 exons.
AUGGCGGAAGAACUCCCUAGCCCGCCCUUCCAUACUAUUCCGGGCUUACCGAACUUCCGCGACAUCGGAGGCUACCCAGUCAGUUGCUCAGACAUGACCUCGGACUCCGGCCUGUCUCAGGAUGGCUCAAAUACGAGAGUUGUUCGCCGUGGUCUAGUUUACCGCUCAUCGGAACCUUCUAAGGUCACCGAAGACGGCGUAUCAAAGCUGCAAAGUCUGGGCAUUAGUAAGGUCUUUGACCUACGUUCAGCCGCUGAGAUCAAGUAUGGAUUUCACGGCAAUGACAGCGGGUGGAAGGUGAAAGAGUGGGAUGGCGCUCGCCGCGAAUUUGUUCCCGUCUUCCUCGAUCAGGACUUCUCACCUGAGGCAUUAGCCUUGAGAUACAAAAAUUACUCCUCCGAGAGUGCACAGGGCUUCGUGGUAGCGUAUAGUGACAUCCUUGCAGCGGCGGCCUCUCCAAGCAACGACUACCAGCCGUUCAAGACAAUCCUGGAAUAUUUAGCCUCAUCUUUGCCCUCGUCGCCUGCACCCUGCCUUAUCCAUUGCACCGCUGGCAAGGAUAGGACCGGAGUGAUCUGCGCGCUGAUCCUAAGCUUAUGUGGCGUAAUUGACGAGGUCGUUGCACACGAGUAUAGCCUAACGAACCUAGGGUUGAAGGAGCGCCACGCCGAGCUUAUCGCGCAUUUGAUGAAUAACCCGUCGUUACAAAACGACCCUCUAUCUGCCCAAAGGAUGAUUUCGUCCCAAAAAGAGGCUAUGUUGGGAACGCUAGCCAAGAUUCGUGAAAUCCACGGCACUGUCGAGAAGUGCGUUGUUAACUUGGGGUUACUCUCAGCCGAGGGUGUUAAGCAGCUGCGAAGCAACCUCGUCAACGAGGCGAACGAGGGGAUUGUGCCAUGGCAGAAUCAUGCUAAGUUAUUGCUAUAG